AUGGAGAUGAUGCCUAUGAUAAUGGAGCUAGAUGAGCUUCCGGAACAGUUUUCUCUUCCUUUCCAAGAUCUUUCCGACUCACCACUCAUGGAAUUCUCCGGCGGAAGCUACACCAGCAACCACCCCUCCCCACCACCACAACCACAGUUCAUGUAUCGUAACCAACUACCUGUAAUUCUUCCAUCGCCACAAAUCAGGACGUUACGCGAAUUUCCACGAUGCAGCUGGUUUCAGCAGAAGCCGGACUCGGUAGAGGCCAUGAGGGAGAUGAUAUUCCGGAUGGCGGCGUUGCAGCCAGUUCAGAUAGACCCGGAGUCUGUCAAGCCACCAAAGAGACGGAACGUGAAGAUAUCAAAGGACCCACAGAGUGUGGCUGCGAGGCACCGGAGGGAGAGGAUCAGCGAGAGGAUUAGGAUAUUGCAGAGAUUAGUUCCCGGAGGUACUAAAAUGGACACAGCGUCGAUGUUAGAUGAGGCUGCUCAUUACAUGAAAUUCUUGAAAAAACAAGUGCAAUCAUUGGAACAAGCUGCAGCAGCCGGUGGUGGUGGUGGCGGUAUGCCAACAAAAACAUCACCACUUCCGGGGUUGAACGUUAUUGGCACCACCACCACCAUGAACAAUCACGGUACGAAUAAUCACUCUAAUUUUGUUCGAGCCUGUGGUCAGCCUAGUACUCAAGCUUCUCAUACGGUAGGUUCUAUGGAGUUGCUUAGGUAA
This is a messenger RNA of Lactuca virosa, 717 nucleotides long. The record is from the annotation of a GenBank genome assembly. NCBI's taxonomy places the organism in Eukaryota, Viridiplantae, Streptophyta, Magnoliopsida, Asterales, Asteraceae.